UUAAAAAAACGUUAUUGGUUAUUGUUAUAGGUUGCGGCAAGUACUCCACGUCAAUUCGACCCGGCGCUGCCUUUGGCGCAAUAUUCCUUAAGCUGAUAGCUAUGCCAGGAACACUGUGACCAUUCAAUUUACCGAUGUGCGGAAGGAACAUGGCGAUGUCAAAACGGCAGAAAAGACUCGGCGAAGACGAGGAGAGCGACGGCUCGAAUGAGUCCCAAAACGAAGACAGUGAUUCCGAGCAAGACGAGCUAGUCGACACCGAGGUGAACGUCGACUUCGAGGCGCGCACUCCGGACGACUCAGACUUCCAUGGCAUCAAGAGGCUCCUUCAGCAACUGUUCCUCAAGGCACGUGUCAAUCUCUCAGAUCUUACCAACCUCAUUCUCGAACGAAAUUUCGUUGCCAGCGUCAUCAAGCAGUGUGACGACGAUGUGGACGAUGACGACGAGGCCAUGCAGGAUGACGAAGACGGCGUCUUCGGCGUCAUGAGCGUAGUCAACCUCACCGAGAGCCGGCAACGGGAGUGCGUCCAGCAGAUCGUGACUCUCCUGCGCGACCAGUGCCGCGCUUCGGCGAGCGGACUGGCGGCAAAGUUCGACGAAUACUUUACCGAGGACAGCUACCAAAUCGGUCUGGUGAUCAGCGAGCGCUUCGUGAACAUACCGCCGCGGAUCGCUCUACCUCUGUACGACGCCCUAGCACGAGACGUUGAAGCUGCCAAAGCGGCAGGCAAGAAGUACGACUUCACCCACCUCUUGGUCAUAUGCAAACAGUACAGAGCGUCGGAGAACGACGAUCAGGGCGGCGCCGUGUUCGCUAAUGCCGAAGAGGAGCUGUUCGAAGAGGAGGCCGACCUGCAGUUCGAGUACAACGUGACAGCAGACACCGGUACCGCUGUCGCCGGCGACUGGAAGGAGGAAGACGAAGAGAUGAAGCAGAUACGCAAGGUCCUCGUUAUACCGACGACCAAGUGGGCCCGCAUCAUGGACAAGCUCAAAGGCGCGUUGCAAUAAUAAAGCGCGCUGCCACUGGUUGGUCGUUUGGACAUGAGAAACAUCUGUUGUGUACUCGCCUUCUGUGCUUGCACGUGUCCUCUAAAAAAGGCGCACCCAGUAUUGUCAGGUUUUUGGUUUUGUUCCGUUCAGCAAAAGGCUGAAAAGAGCGUCUGCAAUUGAGUUGGGUUGUUUCUGUGUGCUCACGGUGUGUACGUCUGGUGACUCUGUGCCAAGGUCAUAAAGACAGAGCCACAAAGAAUUUAAAGAAGGGGAUGGCUUAAUGCAGGGCUUUUUUUUUAUUUCCAGUGGUCUGUGACUGCUACCCAAAAGCUCAGCUUGAUUGCCUGCUACCAUAAUGGACCUUAUGUAAAUCUUCGCUUCCAUUCACUCCCUCUCUACACUUUCCCAUACAGAUAAAUGUUUUGCACUUUCCUGA
Molecule: messenger RNA, 1431 nt
Organism: Dermacentor albipictus
Lineage: Eukaryota; Metazoa; Arthropoda; Arachnida; Ixodida; Ixodidae
Product: BRCA2 and CDKN1A-interacting protein
Cellular component (GO): nucleus
Source: RefSeq, a predicted model, not a curated record